ACCAGUUCGCCGAUAGCGACUGGAAGUGUGUAGUCUUCAACUUGAAUAGUGCGUCAAGUUAAGAAGAUUUCGCAGUGAGUGAAGAAUUGUAUAGUUAGUUUUCCAGCAAACACGGAUUUUGGAUUUUUUCGACCACUUCUUUAGAGUUUUCCAGUUUUCGGAUCAACAGUGGUGGCUAUUUUACGACGUCAUUGACAAGAUUUGUUACUUUCGAGCGACUACUUCGUACCGCCUUGGUAUUUCUGAUAGGUACUGAAAAAUGCCACCCGUGAGAUGGAAACUGUCAGCAGUUACGAUCGUGUGUUGUCUGCAAGUGUUGCUGCAUGCAGAGGCUCAAUUUAGACACGAACAAAUCUCAGCAGAUGGUUGGAGACCAAUUGUUGGAACUCGAAAACCUCAUUUUUACACUAGUUCACCUAGUGAUUUCUACAAGUACGAUGUUUAUUCUACGCCACCCCCGUCCUAUGCAUCACCUACACCUACACCGGGACCCUCAAGAAAACCACAUUUUCGGGGAUCACCUAAGCCACAUUAUGCCUCAGGACGAAAAAUUCCACAUCAGAAGCACUAUCAUCCCGAUCCUUACUUUGCUCUACCUUCCCAUGGUAAUCAUGGUCCUCACAUCCCAAUCGGUGCGGUAGUUCACACUCGGCCCGGCCAGAUUGGACACAUUAAACCUCAUGCAACCACAAGCAAGCCUUUUAUUCAAAUAUCGUCGACAACAAGUAAACGGAACAUAAAACCGAUGCGAAUUCAAACAUCAACAAGUGGCUACAGAGACGAAAUAUUUACGGCAUCUGCAACAUCAGGUGCCUACAAUCACUACAAACAUGGUCCAAGUAACAUUCGAACCAGAGAAACCAUCGAUUUGGGAUUACCAGGAAGCAAUAACCACUACUCCAUCAAUCAACCACAUGCUCAUAUCGAAUUUAACCGUUUCUCGUUAACGCCAACCAGCGAAAGUGUGUUUGAACAAUAUAACACCCCUUCAAUACCACCCUAUAUUUUCGGAAAAAACCCUCAAAGCAACGAUCUUGAUUACCAAAUUCAGACACACAAUAAUGACUUUUCUAGAAACGUGCUACCGGCUCCUCAAAUCUACAAAAAUAAAGACUACAUUACGAGGGACAGACCUAACGUGCAAGAAAAUGUGGUGUUACAGGUACCGCCUCCGAUCCAGUAUACGCAGCAGAAUAUCAACGAGCCGCCCCCAGUGCAAGUACACGUCACUAAAGAAAAAUUACACGAGUUUCACAAUAAUAUUCCCCCGAACUACCAUGGGCAAUACAUAGAGUUCGAUUUUUCAAAAGUAAGGAAACCGACAGAGGCGCCUAAACCAAUCUAUGAAGUUACGGAAAGCCAGGUCUGGCAGGAACCUUCGUCAAAACGUCCCGUGCGUACAAGAAAACCCAGUCAGCCGAAGAGACGUCCAGAAACAAUCAACGACGAAGCACCCGUAUUCCUGCCGACGCCUUACAAACCUGAAAAACCGAGUGUAGAACCAACAUCUCCUACUCAAAGCGAAGUGUCGACAAUUUUCUCGAAGUUGUCAAAAGUGCAAAGAGAGAAAGGAUUUGCAACACCCGAUCCAUUUGGUUUCAGUAUUAAAGAAGUAUCCACUCAUUACCCCGUCUUUGGGAGACCCGUUUUUGGUCAGUUACAAUCUUCCAAAGAGAUUUCUAACGAAAUCACCACCUUUCACGAAGAUGUUGAAACAACAACCAGAGAACCACAACGAAUUCGGCCGCAGAAAAGACGAAGACCGGAUAGACGUACCACAACAACUACCACGACAGAAGAACCAGAAUUUGUGUAUGCUGUAAAUCAGGUUCACGAGGAUGAAUACUCUCAGCCGGUAGAAACUGAAAGGCCGGUUAGGACAAAAAGACCUAUUCGACCCCGUACGACUACUCCUAGUAGCGAAGAAACUGUCAAAAUUAAUAGAGGAAGAAAUCGCUUUAGGCACAGAAACCCAGAGAAUUACGAAUCAACAAAAAUAAGACAAAGACCUUCCAGAUUGGAAACGGCAACUCAGUUUUCAGAGCACAAGUCUGAAGAAUAUCAUCGAGAAUCGUCACAAUCGUCGUCUUUUGAGAAUGAUGAAGCUGCUUCCGAAAAAAGUGAAGAAAUUGAAGAAUCACCUAAAUCUGAAAAUACUGAGUUAGAUUUACCGGAACACCACUAUAGCGGUAAACCAGGAGAUUCAGAUCACCAUGAAACUAUAAAACCUUUCAUUAUUUUAACAACAACUGAAAAAGUACCAACGACCAAUCUCGUUAUCCCUGAAAGUGAAUACGACGAUAUUACUACCGUUCCUAAUAUUGAAGAUAUAAGUACAACAACCACAGCAGCACCUACUACGACAUCUUCAAAUCCGCAUCGGAUUAAGGGACGACCUCUUAAAUUUGAUAAUUCGAACCGACCUAGAUUCAGUGUUAAAGAUUACAGACAAAAAUACAAUUUGCAAAGUUCGACAUCAGCACCCCAAGUUCAUAGAUCUACGGAAAGUCCCAGAAUUAGACUCCCUAGUCGACUGAGGCGACCUUUAGCGACCACUGCGGCUACAAUUGAAGAAGAAAAUACAGAGACGAUCAGACCUAAAUUUAUGCCCAAGGAUCCUAGACACGCUGGUACAACAGAAACUCCUAACAUCAUCACAGAAAAGAACGUUAAAAGUAUAAACACGAGGCUACGGCCUUUUGGACGAUAUAAAUCGACCACUACUUCAACAACGACGACGACAGCAACACCAAGAGUGGCUAUCAAAUCGAAUCUCUUCAAUCGGAAACGACCUCCGAUGCUAUCUUUAAGAAACAAGAUAUUGAAUAAACAGUACAAGAAUAAUGCAGAAACAACAACUGAGAAAAGUACCACGACUGAAGAAAACGAGGUGACUGAUAGUACCGUAGAUUAUGGACAUGAAAUAGAAGUGGAUUCUACUACUGAAUCUAACUGGAAAGUUGUUAGGUCAACUGAAGAUUACGAUGAUGCUGAGGCAACGACGACAAUCGAUCUUUCGAAGAUUGAUCCAUAUUUCUACUCGCAGAGAGUUUCUGAUUUGACUUCUUCGGCGAAAAAUGAUUAUAAUACUCCUGGGUUGUUCAAAUCUGUGGCUCCAACGAGUCGAAGAAUACCGAACUAUUUUACUAUAUCUACAGAUGACCCGAUCUUACCAAUAGAGGCUUUCUUCUCAAAUAUAAAAGACAAAACACGGGAUAAGGAUCCUUAAAGAAAAACUCGACAAGUGUUCUACCGUAUUCAUUUCACUGAAAAUGGACAUCACGAGACCUACAAGAUGGCGGCUUAAUGGUUUCUGGCGUGAUACGAAAAAUGUCUGUAACUCUUAGAAAACAUGACCUGUAUUAUUUAUUAUACCUAAGACGGUCGGCGUAAAGAAGCUGUUAAAAUUUCUUCAGGUAAAUCUGUCAUUUACUACC
This is a messenger RNA of Zophobas morio, 3437 nucleotides long. RefSeq names its product mucin-2-like. The transcript is spliced from 8 exons. The record is from RefSeq and is a predicted model, not a curated record. Bases 260 to 3229 code for a protein of 989 amino acids. NCBI's taxonomy places the organism in Eukaryota, Metazoa, Arthropoda, Insecta, Coleoptera, Tenebrionidae.